This is a messenger RNA of Coregonus clupeaformis (lake whitefish), 3798 nucleotides long. Its product is annotated as potassium voltage-gated channel subfamily H member 2-like. The coding region runs from base 57 to 3368 and encodes 1103 amino acids. NCBI's taxonomy places the organism in Eukaryota, Metazoa, Chordata, Actinopteri, Salmoniformes, Salmonidae. Gene Ontology annotation, biological process: membrane repolarization during action potential; potassium ion transmembrane transport; regulation of ventricular cardiac muscle cell membrane repolarization. Gene Ontology annotation, cellular component: membrane. The transcript is spliced from 13 exons. The record is from RefSeq and is a predicted model, not a curated record. Gene Ontology annotation, molecular function: inward rectifier potassium channel activity.
GUUUCCUGUGUCUGGUGGAUGUGGUGCCGGUGAAGAAUGAGGGUGGCCUGGUGAUCAUGUUCAUCCUCAACUUUGAGGUCAUGACAGACAACAAACAGCCCAACCAGGACCUCAACCACAAGCGGCCCCCUUGGCUCCCCACAGGCCGGCCGCGUGGCUUCAAGCUCCGCCUGCCCUCACGCCGCUCGCUCAGCAAUAGCAAGGCCUCUCUGGACGACCCAGAGACUGGGCGCCUCCCGGCCCCCAGCCACCCCAGCCACAAGUCCCUGGCUUUGGGAGAGCUGCUCUCCCUGCCCCCCUUACCUCCGGAGCACCAGAGCUCCAGCAGUGGAGGUAGCAGCACCAGGCCGGCCCUGCUGUGGCCCGAGGACCAGUGCACCCUGCUUGGCUCUGAGCCUGCACCUUCCUCGCUGCCCCUCGGCCAGUCGUCGCCCCGCAUCGCGCUCCGGAUGCUUAACCCAGAUGCCUCGGUGUCCAACUGCAACCUGUCACACAUCCGCUCCCGCGAGAGCUUCCACAGCAUGCGGCGGGCGUCGUCGGUGGAUGACAUCGAGGCCAUGCGGCCUGCGUUGGGUCGGAAGUACAGCACGGUCGGGCCCAUCCACAACAGCACAGGGGCGGUGAACAACAAGUCCAACAUCCUCAACUCCACGUCGGAUUCGGACCUCAUGCGUUACCGCACCAUCAGUAAGAUCCCUCAGAUCACCCUGAACUUUGUGGACUUCAAGGCGGACCCCCUCCUCGCGCUGCCUGGGGGUGACAUGGACAUACUAGCCCCCUGCAAGCUCAUCGACCGCACACACCACGUCACCGAGAAAGUCACUCAGGUGCUGUCACUGGGUGCCGAUGUCCUCCCAGAGUACAAGCUCCAGGCGCCUCGCAUCCACAAGUGGACCAUUCUCCACUACAGCCCCUUCAAGGCGGUGUGGGACUGGCUCAUCCUGCUGCUGGUCAUCUACACGGCCAUCUUGACCCCCUACUCCGCCGCCUUCCUCCUCCACGACCAGGAGGAGGCCGCCAUGGUGAACUGUGGCUACUCGUGCUCGCCGCUCAAUGUGGUCGACCUCAUCGUGGACAUCAUGUUCAUCGUGGAUAUCGUCAUCAACUUCAGGACCACGUACGUCAACGUUAACGACGAGGUGGUCAGCGCCCCACUGAGGAUAGCGGUCCACUACUUCAAGGGCUGGUUCCUCAUUGAUAUGGUGGCGGCCAUCCCCUUUGACCUGCUCAUCUACCGCAGCGGAGAGGAGACGACCACUCUGAUUGGCCUGCUGAAGACGGCCCGCCUCCUCCGGCUAGUGCGCGUGGCGAGGAAGCUGGACCGCUACUCCGAGUAUGGCGCCGCUGUCCUCUUCCUGCUCAUGUGCACGUUCGCCCUCAUCGCCCACUGGCUGGCGUGCAUCUGGUACGCCAUCGGCAGCGUGGAGCACAUCGGCAGCAUCGGCUGGCUCCACACGCUGGGCGAGUCUUUGGGGAAACAAUACAACGACACGGUGCCGGGCUCGGGCCCCUCCAUAAAGGACAAGUACGUCACAGCCCUCUAUUUCACCUUCUCCAGUCUGACCAGUGUGGGCUUUGGCAACGUCUCCCCCAACACCAACUCUGAGAAGAUCUUCUCCAUCUGCGUCAUGCUUAUAGGAUCUCUGAUGUAUGCCAGUAUCUUUGGUAAUGUGUCGGCCAUCAUCCAGAGGUUGUACUCGGGUACGGCCAGGUACCACACCCAGAUGCUACGGGUCCGAGAGUUCAUCCGUUUCCACCAGAUCCCCAACCCACUGAGGCAGCGGCUGGAGGAGUACUUCCAACACGCCUGGUCCUACACUAACGGCAUCGACAUGAACGCUGUGUUGAAGGGGUUCCCAGAGUGUCUUCAGGCUGAUAUUUGCCUCCACCUCAACCGUACCCUCCUGGAGAACUGCAAGGCCUUCAAGGGCUCCACGAAGGGCUGUCUGCGAGCCCUGGCCAUGAAGUUCAAGACCACCCACGCCCCGCCUGGCGACACCCUGGUGCACGCCGGCGACGUGCUCACCGCCAUCUACUUCAUCUCCCGUGGCUCCAUUGAGAUCCUCAGAGGCGACGUGGUGGUGGCCAUCUUGGGGAAGAAUGACAUCUUUGGCGAGCCUAUCAACCUGUACGGGCGGGCUGGGAAGUCCAAUGCCGACGUGAGAGCUCUGACCUACUGUGACCUCCAUAAGAUCCACAGAGAAGACGUCCUGGAGGUGUUAAACAUGUACCCUGAGUUCUCCGACCACUUCUGGAUGAACCUGGAGAUCACCUUUGACCUCCGGGAUACCAAUAUGAUUCCUGGCUCUCCAGAAAGUGACAACUCAGACUGUGUAGGAUUCAACAAACUGCGCAGAAGCAAAUUAUCAUUUCGCCGCCGGACAGAGAAGGACGACGCAGAUGCAGGAGAGAUAAAAAAGGAGAGAUCCAUCAAGACAGUUCGGCAGAGACGGAAGGAGGCGGCCAGUAAGCAUGGGGAGGGGCUUAAGCCUGACUGGGAGGGGCCUCGGCGUUCAGUGUCCUCCCACUCCAGCGGUGACGAGCGGGAGGAGUCUGUGGUCACAUGCCCCACCCCUCUGUCAGCUCUGCAUGAGAUGUCCCCGGGUCAGGCCACCACUCUGAACUUCAGGGACACUCCCGAGGGGGAGGGGGACCCCAAGGGGGGAAACACAUGCAAUGCACUCUCAGGAGCAUUUUCGGGGGUCUCAAACAUCUUCAGUUUCUGGGGGGAGAGUCGGGGCAGUCGUGAGUACCAGGAGCUGCCUUCCCCUCCCCCCCUCAGCAUCAGCCGCAGGCAGCGCACCGAGCUGGGAAACAGACUGGACCUGUUGCAGCAACAACUCAACAGGCUGGAAACGAGGAUGUCGACAGACAUCGGUGCGAUCAUGCAGCUACUACAACGUCAGAUGGCCCUGGUGCCCCCAGCCUACAGCACCGUGUUGUCUCCCCCUCAGGCCUCACCCUACCCUGGCCCCGGACCUGGCCCCGGUCCUGGAGAAAGGCUGGUGCAGUCAGAGACACUGGCCUCACUCUCACAGGACUUUGAGGAGUUCCCCAGCAAGUCAUGUGACUCUCUCCGCAGCCCUGCUGAGCUGCACCCCCAGGACUCGCCUCUGGUCAGCCCCACCGAGGCACGACGAGCCCACUCUGGACUGGGCAGCCUGGCGCUAGACCUAGGGGUUGGGGAUUGGUUGGGGUCAGGGAUGGGGUCAGGUUCAGGAAUGGGGUCAGUGGCAGAGAUGGGGUCAAUGGCAGGGGCGAGUGGGCUGGACCCUGACGCCCAGCGGAGGCUCUCUCUGCCUGAGCCACAGAUGCACCUGGACUCACAGACACCGCAGAGGCACAUCUCUGACCCAAGGGGGAGCUAAUGAGCAGGGGAGGGUGGGGGACAGGGAGGGAGAGGGAGAGGAGGGGUAUCUCUGUUUUCCCUUCUGAGUGAGCCUCACCUCUGACCUCUAACCUCUGACCUGGGGAGGAACCUUGUUCGGAGAGGGGGAUGUCUCUCCCUUUCAGGGUUCCCCUACCCGGUUCCUAAAGUUACCACAACGUUACCAAACCCACAGGCAGAAAGAGAGGGGAGCAUGAUCCUCCUGAACUUAGUCCGGUCCAUUCUGACCCAGAGAAAUGACUACAGAAUACACAGCUGACUGGUUCUGUUUAGAAACAUCCCUUUACUGCUCUAUCCAUGAGUGCUGAGCGAGGUCGGUUUGGUUUCAGUUCAAUUAUUACAAAAUAAUGUUUUCUGUUUCAAUUUUUUUUUUUUUUACAUUAAAUGCACUAUGCAUUAUGUAGGUUGAA